UUGUUAACGUAUUUUACAAACGUUAACACACACGAUACGGUAAAAGGAUUUUAAGCUUUAAAUCAAAACGAAAAAUGUUUAUUAACGGAAACGGAAAUGAAAGAUAAAAAAUAAUUUUUUUAAAUUUUAAUAAAAAUAAAAUAAAACAUUAUCCUUUGAAGUGUUAAAGAAAAAGUGUUUAAAAAAUAAUAAAAAAAAAUAAUAAUUUAAUAAAAAAGAAUAUAAAUACUACUAUAACAACAUGACUGAUCGGUUUCAAGUUUCUAAAUCCAAUGGGACUAACCCGAAUAUUACCACUAUAACUGAAAAUAUUCCUACAAAUGGUCAGGAGCCUAAUAGUAAUGCUCCUACAUAUCAAAAUCCACCACCACGCAAAUCUUCACGCAUAUCCUUUCGUGGUUUCGGUAGUUUUUUAAAACCUAGAAAAUCCACCGUAACUGAUGAUCGUAAAUUUAGUUUGGCUCAAUUGACUCAAGAAUCUUUACCACGUUUGGGUAAUUAUAGAUUAUCCCAAAGAAAUAUUAAGAGACCCUCAAUUAGUCAACUACAAUGCGAGCCGGUACAGGAAGAGUCUAUACAAAUUCCCGAACCUCCACCACAGGAACCAAUGGGUCAUGCUAUAAAACUAGGAUGGAUUGUGGGUGUAAUGGUGCCUUGCCUGCUCAAUAUCUGGGGUGUAAUGCUGUUCUUACGUCUCAGUUGGGUAGUGGCUCAAUCGGGUAUUUUACAAACGCUUAUCAUCAUUGCCAUAUCCGCCAUUGUGUGUGUAGUCACCACACUCUCGCUAUCGGCCAUCAGUACGAAUGGUGAAGUUAAGGGAGGUGGUGUUUAUUUCAUUAUAUCGAGAUCUUUGGGUCCCGAAUUUGGUGCUUCGGUGGGUGUGGUAUUUGCCUUUGCCAAUGCAGUAGCCGCGGCCAUGAAUACCAUAGGUUUUUGUGAUUCUCUAAAUGAUUUGUUGCGUGAAAAUGGUUUAAAAAUAGUUGAUGGCGGCAUAAAUGAUGUGCGUAUCGUGGGUGUUUGCACUAUUCUGGUGUUAAUUUGCAUUUGUUGUGUGGGCAUGGAAUGGGAGACAAAGGCACAAAAUUUCCUUAUUGUCACCAUUGUAUUGGCUAUAUUUAAUUUCUUAAUUGGUGCUGCCAUUGGUCCCCAGGAUAAUGCUGAUGCUAUUUCCAAGGGUUUUGUGGGCUUUUCAUGGGGUACACUUAAAGAGAAUUUCGUUUCGGAUUAUCGCUUCUCCGAGAACGUUAAUCAGAAUUUCUUUAGUGUUUUUGCCAUAUUUUUCCCCAGUGUUACGGGUAUUCAGGCUGGUGCCAAUAUUUGUGGUGAUUUAAAGAAUCCUGGUGAUGCCAUACCUAAAGGAACUCUAUGGGCUUUGUUAUUGUCUAUGAUAUCGUAUGCAAUUUUUGUGGUUUUUGCUGGUGGUGCUGCGGUACGUGAUGCUUCGGGCAAUAUAACCGACUUGAUAAACGGUACUAUUGUUAGUUCUGAAUUGUCUUGCAAGGCUGACAAUACCUGUCCUUAUGGUUUGGCCAAUUCGUAUUCAGUCAUGCAGCUGAUGUCUUUGUGGGGACCCUUGAUCUAUGCUGGUUGUUUUGCUGCCACUUUAAGUACAGCUUUGACUAAUUUGCUGUCAGUGCCACGCUUGGUACAGGCAUUGGGUAUAGAUCAAAUCUAUCCUGGUUUGAUUUUCUUCUCAAAACCUUAUGGCAAACAUGGUGAACCUUACAGAGGUUAUGUGUUGACCUUUAUAAUCUCAGCUGGUUUCCUGUUAAUUGGUCAGCUUAAUGUAAUUGCUCCUCUCAUCUCUACCUUUUAUUUGGCUUCCUAUGCUCUCAUCAAUUUCUGUACCUUCCAUGCGGCCUUUGUCAAGCCUUUAGGUUGGCGACCCACCUUUAAGUAUUACAAUGCCUGGUUAAGUUUGUUUGGCUGCGUUCUCUGUGUGGCCAUUAUGUUCCUUAUAGACUAUAUAUCUUCCUUGGUUACACUGGUCAUUAUAUUUAUUUUAUAUUUGGUGGUUAUGUAUCGUAAACCCGAGGCAAAUUGGGGUUCUUCUACUCAAGCUCAACAAUAUAAGGCGGCUGUUACCGCCAUGCAUAGACUCCAAAAUGUUUCGGAUCAUGUUAAGAACUAUACACCACAAGUUUUGGUAUUGACGGGAGAUCCCAUGAUAAGACCACCUCUAGUAGAUUUUAGUUAUUUGUUAACCAAACAUAAUUCUCUAUUAUUUGUAGCCAAUAUAGUGCCAACCAGUUUGGUUUAUAAGAACCGUCAACAAAUCAUCAAGGAGGGUCAGAAAUACUUGAAUGCUCGCAAAAUUAAGGCUUUUUACAAUGUACUCGAUGGUUUUACCAUGGAAGAUGGUGUGAAGGCUCUAUUAAAAUCUACCGGUUUUGGUAAAUUAACACCCAAUAUCAUGGUAAUGGGCUACAAAAGUAAUUGGUGUGAAUGCAAUCCCCAAGAAGUGGAAAGUUAUUUCAAUAUUUUGAACAUGUCCUUCUCUUUGCGCAUGGGUGUUGCCAUUUUACGUUUACCCGAUGGCUUAGACUUUUCCGAAUUGAAUCCUGAAAUUUCCUAUUCCGGUUCAAAUGGUUUAGGUCAUAUUAACACUGCCAAUGCCAAGGGUUUCACCAAUCUUUUAGUGCCUCAAGGCAAUGCUGCUUCAGAACUUUUACAUGUCGAUUCUAAUCUAAAUUUAGCCGCUAUGGAUAGUGCUAAUUCCUCGUUGACAGUACCUCAGCCACCGCCUAUGCCUAAUAUGAGCAGUUCUAAGAAAUAUAAACUACAUCAAGAUGAUAAUGUGACGUAUUUAACGAAGGGCGGUUCCGAAGUUCCUAAACAUAUUUUAGAUGCUGUUACUAUAUUCUCGAGUAAACAUCCUAAGAGUACCAUAGAUGUAUUCUGGUUGUAUGAUGAUGGCGGUUUAACUAUGUUGCUGCCUUAUAUUAUAUCGAUGCGUUCCAAUUGGCAAAAUUGUAAAUUGCGUGUGUUUGCUUUGAGUCACGGCAAGGAUGAGGAAAUGGAAGAAAAGAACAUGGCCAGCUUGUUAACAAAGUUCCGUAUUAAAUAUUCACAACUGAUAAUGCUUAAAGGUGUUACCCAUCGUCCCAAAGAAACGACAAUACUGCAACACCGCAAACUAAUCGAUAGUUAUUGUUAUAAUGCCGGUUCUGAAGAAGCAGCAGUAAGCUCCUCAGAAUUACAGGAAAUGGUAGAGAAAACCAAUCGACAAUUGCGUAUACACGAAUUGGUGGUAGAACAUUCAUCAGAGGCAGCCUUAAUAGUAAUGUCUUUGCCUAUGCCUAGAAAGGAGGCCAUUUCUGCUCCCUUGUAUAUGUCUUGGUUGGAAAUGUUAUCGUGUGAUGUUAAAUGUCCAGUGGUUUUUGCCAGAGGCAAUCAAACUCCAGUAUUAACUUUGUACUCUUAGUUUUUUUUUAUAAGUAUUACAUUCCAUAAAUGCCAAAUAAAGUUAUUUAAUAUAUAGUUUA
Messenger RNA from Lucilia sericata (common green bottle fly), 3485 nucleotides. It is a transcript of the gene NKCC, whose product is annotated as bumetanide-sensitive sodium-(potassium)-chloride cotransporter. Lineage: Eukaryota; Metazoa; Arthropoda; Insecta; Diptera; Calliphoridae. The record is from RefSeq and is a predicted model, not a curated record. The transcript is spliced from 11 exons. Gene Ontology annotation, biological process: sodium ion transmembrane transport; potassium ion homeostasis; potassium ion import across plasma membrane. Gene Ontology annotation, cellular component: membrane. Gene Ontology annotation, molecular function: sodium:potassium:chloride symporter activity. Bases 242 to 3424 code for a protein of 1060 amino acids.